Cryptococcus wingfieldii CBS 7118 is the source of this 429-nucleotide messenger RNA. RefSeq lists its product as hypothetical. Lineage: Eukaryota; Fungi; Basidiomycota; Tremellomycetes; Tremellales; Cryptococcaceae. The record is from RefSeq and is a predicted model, not a curated record. The transcript is spliced from 2 exons. Bases 1 to 429 code for a protein of 142 amino acids.
AUGAGCCGGAAGUUCAUGCGACAUGCCCUUUGGGCGUUUGACUUUUUGGUCACUUAUCACGGGAAUGGGGAUAGGCAGGAUGCGCUGGUGUUGUUCGAGUAUGCCGAGAUGAAGGAGGCGAUCAGGAAGGAGAAGGAGGCGAAAGCGGAGAGGUGGGGUGUCAUCUUGAAGAGUCCUGCGAAUAGGCAUAGGCUCGGGUUGGCCAUGCUUAUGACUUUUCUCACUGCCCGAACCCUCACUGACAUCUAUGCAGAUGUCUGGCUCAUCCAUCAUCAUCUACUACUAGAGGCUGAUUUGGUCGUAGACCCCACGGAGAUGCAAACGUUCUCCAUGCGAAGUAAAGGUCUCCUCGUAUGGAACACUGUCCAACAAUUCGAAGGCGCCUAUACAACCUUUGUCGAAGCCGUCGCUCUCGACUCUAUUGGGUGA